This is a messenger RNA of Cornus florida, 435 nucleotides long. RefSeq names its product secreted RxLR effector protein 161-like. The record is from RefSeq and is a predicted model, not a curated record. The transcript has 2 exons. Lineage: Eukaryota; Viridiplantae; Streptophyta; Magnoliopsida; Cornales; Cornaceae. The coding region runs from base 1 to 435 and encodes 144 amino acids.
AUGUGGUACAAUCGACUCAGCGAGUAUUUACUCAAAGAAGGAUAUGUGAAUAAUCAAGUUUGUCCAUGCAUUUUCAUCAAGAAAUCAAAAUCUGGAUUUGCCAUUAUAGCUGUAUAUGUUGAUGAUCUAAAUCUUGUGGGAACUCCUGAAGAGUUCACCACGACUGCUAAUUAUUUAAAGAAAGAAUUCGAAAUGAAAGAUCUUGUCAACUUACUAGCACGGUAUAAUUCUGCACCAACUCGAAGACAUUGGAAUGGAGUCAAACACAUUAUGCGUUACCUUCGGGGAAUGACUGAUAUGAGAUUGUUUUAUUCAAGACAAUUAAAGCCCCAGUUGAUCGAAUAUGCAGAUGCAGGUUAUCUUUCUGACCCUCACACAGCCCGAUCACAAACAGGGUACUUGUUUACUUGUGGUGGUACUGCUAUAUCAUGGUGA